Molecule: messenger RNA, 838 nt
Organism: Tarenaya hassleriana
Lineage: Eukaryota; Viridiplantae; Streptophyta; Magnoliopsida; Brassicales; Cleomaceae
Exons: 2
Coding region: 110-712 (200 amino acids)
Source: RefSeq, a predicted model, not a curated record
CGAAAUUCGGCUCUAAGAAAAGAAUAAAGAAUAUACAGAGAUCAUAUUCGGAGUGAAGAGUUUUCGAAAACGACGACGACGAAGAAGAAGAAGAAGGUUCUAGAAGAAAAUGGUGUUGUGGGAAAUAACGUUGGGAACAGCGUACUUCUUGGGUCUGAAGCGGACUUACAGGCUCGCCUUGAAGAUCCAGCGUCGGAUAGUCGGACCUAAGCAUCCUAGGAUCCGACAGUUUCUGCACCGGAGAACUCGUCAAGUGUUUGAUGUGGCACUUAAUGUCCACAAGAGCAUCCAGGAAAGAGACAUAGAAGUUGGUCGGAACCUGGGCAACUGGAUUCUCCGCUGGCUUGAUCGAAUGAAGCCUGAGGCUCAUAUCCGUGCUCCACCCGAGCAACUACCAUGCCAUACUAACUCAAGCACUGACAAGGCAAAGAAAAUAUCGGAAUCUUCUCAUCUCAAAACAUCCAGGAACACGCAAUCUCCACAGAACCGUGAAUCUGACAGGCUCAUGUUCGUGUCUUCGAGGAAACUUUGGCCCAAAUCCUUCCCUACUGUCUCCAUGAUGAUUCGACCGCCAAGACCCACCGGAACCAUGAAUCAGUACAGGCAUCAUUACAUCAUGAGCGAGGCCAGUCUGGUCAAACCGAGCUUCACUACAGGCGGGCUCGACAGUGUCAUCCGCAAGGACAUUUUCCAGUGGAUGGCUCAGAAAUGAAAGCUUCAUUCACAAUCACUGAAGUCCUGAUCUUUUUUUCUUGUUUGAACUGUCGUGAUGAUAGACAAUUGUUGAAUUCCAAGUUUUCUGCUCUCAUUCAAAUUUCAGGUCCCUUUUCUUUUUUUU